Molecule: messenger RNA, 8200 nt
Organism: Symphalangus syndactylus (siamang)
Lineage: Eukaryota; Metazoa; Chordata; Mammalia; Primates; Hylobatidae
Product: RNA/RNP complex-1-interacting phosphatase-like
Molecular function (GO): polynucleotide 5'-phosphatase activity
Source: RefSeq, a predicted model, not a curated record
CACAAAGCAGGCAGUUUAAAGGUCUGCGAUAGCCAAUAGGGUGGUCCGAUUCUCAACAAGACAGGAUUGGCUGGCAGAGGUGGUAGGAAAGCUGUAACAGCACCUCUGGGGAGGUGAAAUCUACCAGACAGACAUGAUAGUCCCACUAUCCCCGAGGCUCUCAUGUUAGGGAGAUCAUCUCAUUGUUUCUCAUAAAUGUUCACUAAUAUAGUUAACAUUAACAUUUUAUAUGUUAUGUUUCAUAUAAUAGUAUGCAUUUAUGGUUAUACAGUAUAUACACAAUAUCCUUGGGGAGAAAGGAAAGGGACGUCUAAGUUGAGCAAUUACAGUUGUUCUGAAACCAUUUCAGUGAAUCUGAUUAAUGAAUGUACUGCUGCUUUUUUAUUUUAUUUUAUUUUAUUUGAGAUGGAAUUUCGCUCUGUCACCCAGGCUGGAGGGCAGUGGCGUGAUCUCGGCUCCCUGCAAGCUCCACCUCCCACGUUCACGCCAUUCUCCCGCCUCAGCCUCCUGAGUAGCUGGGACUGCAGGUGUCUGCUACUUCAGCCAGCUAAGUUUUUGUAUUUUUAGUAGAGACAGGGUUUCACCCUUUUAGCCAGGAUGGUCUCGAUCACCUGACCUCGUGAUCUGCCCGCCUCAGCCUCCCAAAGUGCUGGGAUUACAGGGGUGAGCCACCGCGCCCAGCCCUACUGCCGCUUUCAAGGGCCAAAGGAAGGGAUUAAAGAACCCUCUUUUGUAACUUGGUUGAACAGCAAAGUUCGUUGACUGCCCCUUAUAGGAGAUGAUGUGGUCCAAGGCUCUUCUCUUUUAGUUUCUUCUCCUCGAAUCCUACCUUCUUGGGCUGGGCCAGGUUAGACUUGGAUCUCUCUUCUGCUCUCCUUUUUUUACCCCUUGAUUUUAGGCAUUGUUUCUGGACCAAGCCUUGAUCUUGCAUUUUUACAUUCGUGGAUAUUCCUUCUUGUCAACUUUCAGAGCAGGAGUCUUCUUUCAGUGUCCCGAUGUUUGGAAAACGGACUCUGCUCAUGAGAAGCAAACACCAGAGAGGUAGAAGACAAGGCUGCCUGCAGACCUUCCGUCUUCUAGCCUUUGGUCACAAUUCUUUUGCCCGCAGUUUGCUACCUCUGGCUCCUUGGGCCACACGGACACCCUGCCAUCCUGCUCUUUUAUACGUGAGAGGCAUUCAGGAUACCUUCUUUCUUCUCACAUAAGAGGACCCAGUGUGGCAGUUACUGAUAGCCUCCUCUCCCAUGCAAACAGCCAUUAUAGAAUCUUGGGACUUUAGGAUUUCCUGUCAGCCAUGCUUGGGUGCAAGGGCCAGGGAAAAUGAAGAGUUAAAGCAUUUAGUGGAGAAUACGAAACAGGCAAGGUGAGGGUACAGGAAAAAAGAGAUUUGUGUGGAUUUUUUGGUUUCUGUGACAAACAACUCGACACACUUAUUUUGUAUUAAUAGAAUAGAUAAUAUAAUAUUUUUUAUGUAGCUCGUCCAGAACUUCCAUUACUUCUGUACACUGAAGAAAAUAAUCAUAAUAUUCUUUUUCCAUUUUGUUUUAUGUCAUAUUACCUCAUUUAUGUUAUUCAUUAGUAUGUCUGGUUACUUUCUAUUAACCGUAUUCUGCCAAGGUCUGGAUUUUCUUGUGUCAACCCUAAUGAAUUUGUUCUCACCCCAAUGUUGUGUCUUUAGCAAAUUGAAAGUGUAAGCCCAAUACAGCUUUUCUAGCUUCUGAAAGAUUUAUGUCACAUUUUGUAUCUUGUCUUGUCUAUAGACAUUUGUAGAGUUGUAGUUUUGGCUACUAUACACCUAUUGGAAUUUUUCAUAUUCCAAAAGAACAUUGUAUUAUUUAUUUAUUUAUUUUGUGAUACGGAGUCUCACUCUGUUGCCCAGGCUGGAGUGCAGUGGCACAAUCUUGGCUCAUUGCAACCUCUGCCUCCCACAUUCAAGCCAUUCUCCUGCCUCAGCCUCCCAAGUACCCUGGACUGCAGGUAUGAGCCACCACUCCCAGCUAAUUUUUGUAUUUUUAGUAGAGAUAGGAUUUUACCAUGUUGGGCAGGUUGAUCUCAAACUCCUGACCUCAAGUGACCCGCCCACCUUGGCCUCCCAAAGUGCUGGAAUUACAGGCAUGAGCCACCAUGCCCGGCCACAAUAUUUUAUAAUUUAAUGUCAAAUUUCAAUGUGGGCUGCGCACGGGGGCUCAUGCCUGUCAUCCCAGCACUUUGGGAGGCCAAAGAGGGCAGAUGACUUGCAGUCAGGAGUUCAAGACCAGCCUGGCCAACUUGGUGAAACCCUGUCUCUACUAAAAAUACAAAAAUUAGCCGGGCAUGGUGGCACAUGCCUGUAGUCCCAGCUACUCAAGAGGUUGAGGCAGAAGAAUUGCUUGAAACCAGGAGGCAGAGGUUGCAGUGAGCCGGUAUCGCGCACUGCACUCCAGCCUGGGUGACAGAGAAAGACUCCAUCUCAACAACAACAAAUGAUUAAAUGUUCCUAAUUGUAGGUUUGUUAUGUUCUGCUAACCUGUCUUUUUGUGUUUCCAAUGAACAAUUUAUGAAUAUUGACACAUUUUUAAUGAUGUGGAAAUUUUCAGAAUUGUAAAUGUUUAUGUAUUUAAGACUAGUUGGAAAACUACUGUCUCAAAAAUGUUAAUAAAGCUAGCACUCUAGCUUUAUUAAUAUUCAUUUAUUCAAUAGCUCUGAUCUUUCUCAUCCUUGGUUUACCCAGCUCUAAAAUGGUUGCAAAGAUUACUAAAAAUAUAGGUAAGUUACUUUCAUAAAUUAGAAACUAAAAAGUAAAAAUUACUUUCAAAAAUCUGCCAUUGGCCAGGUGCGGUGGCUCCAGCCUGUAAUCCCAGCACUUUUGGAGGUUGAGGAGUGCUGAUCAUGAGGUCAAGAGAUCGAGACCAUCCUGGCCAACAUGGAGAAACCCUUGUCUCUACUAAAAUACAAAAAAUUGGCUGGGAGUGGUGGCACGCACCUGUAGUCCCAGCUACUCGGGAGGCUGAGGCAGGGAGAAUUGCUUGAACCCGGGAGGUGGAGGUUGCAGUGAGCCGAGAUGGGACCACUGCACUCCAGCCUGGUGGCAGAGUGAAACUGGGUCUGAAAAAAAAAAAGUCUGCAAUCAUAAUUACUUACAGUUUAAUCUGGAAUUUAGUACUCUAUUCUAUUUUCAAAGCUACUAUAGGGUAUGCUGUCCUUUGUAGUUCCACUUUUACCAGAAUUCAACGUUUUUCUAACGGGUAUAGAUCUUUAUGCUUGAGACUGUGUGGAAACCUUGGACUUGAGCUCCACUCUCAGUUAUCUUUUGUAUUUGCUAAAACUUAAAUACAUUCUGUCCACCUAUAACAUGAUACCUGGUAUGUGAUAGGAACCCAAUAGAAGUUUGGCUUUGAUGGGAAUGUAUGUUUCUACAUUAUUUUUGGAGGGUAAUUAGGUAGUAUCUUUCAAAAUUUUAAGUUUGUAUGUGUUUCAUUCCAGACAUUCUACUUCUAGGAAUUUAGAUAUAGUUGUAUAUAUGUAUAAGGAUGUUCACAUUGCAGCAUUGUGUGUAACAAGAUUUGAAAAGAACCUGAAAACAACUAAAGGUCCAUUAAUAUUGAACUGGCUAAAUACGUUAUGGUACUUUUAAUUAUGUUACUCAUAAGCAAGUAAAUUGCCUAUAGCCAUUAAAAAAUAGAAUCUAUGUAUGCAUAAAUUGACUGGGAAAAUCAGUGUUCAAGGUAUAUUGGAGAAUAUGUACAGUUACUGCUUUUGUAUAAAAAUAGAAGAUAUACAUAUAUGUGAAAGUAAAUAUGUAAAAUAUGCAAAAUGUGAAUGCAAGCACUGGUAAAUAUCUAGAAGAACACACAAGGAACCGGGGCUGGGGGCGGAUCAGGCAGAGGGACUUCCCUGUGCCUCACUGUUUGAAUUCUGAAGGGUGCAUACACGCCCUUAUUGAUCUGUGCUACCGGCCUCUGGCUAAAGAGGGCGCUGUAGCCAACAAAGUCCUGUUUACAAAUCAGGAGUCUCAGUAAGCCAGCGUGGUUACGCCAUCACGACAGGCGGUGGCACAUGCGCAAUAGCGAGAUGCUGGAGCGCGGCGUAGGUGGCUGCCGAGUCUCUUCCGGUCUCGGGUCUUAUCCUGGCACUGAGGGCGCCCGACUGGCGCUUUCGGCCGGCUUGGCAUUGGGUGGGCGGCUUCUUGGAACCCACAUGAGCCAGUGGCAUCAUCCCCGCAGUGGCUGGGGCCGGAGACGCGACUUUUCAGGACGCUCCUCAACCAAGAAGAAGGGCGGAAACCACAUCCCCGAAAGGUGGAAAGACUAUCUCCCAGUUGGACAGCGGAUGCCUGGGACUCGUUUCAUUGCUUUCAAAGUUCCUUUGCAAAAGAGUUUUGAAAAGAAACUUGCUCCAGAAGAAUGCUUUUCCCCUUUGGAUCUUUUUAACAAAAUCCGAGAACAAAAUGAAGAAUUUGGACUGAUUAUUGAUUUAACAUAUACUCAACGCUAUUAUAAACCAGAAGAUUUGCCAGAAACUAUUCCUUACUUAAAAAUUUUUACAGUUGGACAUCAAGUGCCUGAUGAUGAGACUAUUUUUAAAUUCAAACACGCUGUUAAUGGGUUUUUGAAAGAAAAUAAAGAUAAUGGGUUUUCGCUCUGUUGCCCAGGCUGGAGUGCAGUGGUGUGAUCACGGCUCCCUGCAGCUUUGACCUCCCAGUCUCAAGCGAUCUUCCUGCCUCAGCCUCUCAAGUAGCUGGGACCACAGGCGUGUGCCACCACAAAUGCAUAAUUUUUUUUAAUUUAUAGAGAUGAGGUCUUGCUAUUUUGCCCAGGCUGGUCUUGAACUCCUGGGCUCAAGUGAUCCUCCCACCUUGGCCUCCCAAAGUUCUGGGAUUACAGGUGUGAGCCACCAUACUCAGCCUGUUUGUUUUUAAUCCCGAAUUAGGAAGGAAUGGUGCAGAAAUAUGGAGGAAAAAAAGCUGAACUAGCUGGGCAUGGUGGUGUGUGCUUGUAGUCUUAGCUACUCAGGAGGCUGAGGCAGGAGGACCACUUGGGCCCAGGAGCUCAAGGCUGUAAUGCAGUAUGAUUGUGCCUGUGAAUAGCCACUGUAUUCCAACAUAAACUACAUAGUGAGACCUCAUCUCAAAAAAUAAAAAUAAAAAAGCUGAACUACUAUCAAUUUAGGCUUUAAAUCUGUUCCCAGCUGGACCCUCACUGAUACUUAAAACUCUGUUAUUCAUUUGUAGCUAAGUUCUACCUGAAGUCUGUACAGUAAUGAUUCUAAACUUUCCCCGAUCUCCUCCAGUUUCUAAUUCCUCCUUGGUCUCCCUCUUGCUUAACAGCAGACCUAGACUUCAACCUUAUUGAGGUCAACAUUGUCUAAAACGUGUUUCCUCAACUCCUCCAGACAUCAUUUCAAAAAUCUCUCUGUAUCUUCAUUUCCGUUCAUUCAAUCUUGUCUUGGAGGAAUGGAUGUUUUUCCCCCUGUGAAGAUGAAUCCCUCUUUGUACUUCUGAUUCGAUCCUUCCUUAUCACUACACUACCUUGUCUCUCCUGCCCUUUUACAUCUCCAUUGUUGGCUCAUUGGGCAUAAGAACAUGUUCAGAAAACUACACACAAGAAUGUGGAUAAACCUUCAAAAUGUUGAGCAAAAGAAGACACAAAUAUACAUAUGGUAUAACUCCAUUUACAAAAAGGUAAAAGCCAGGCAAAAGUAAACUAUAGUGUUUAGAGACACACAUUGAAGUGGUGAAAUUAUAAAUGAACCAAGGGAGGGAGGACUUCCCUCCCUUAGGGCAUGCAUGCUCCUGACAGUAUUCUGUUUCCUGACCUAGGUAGUGUAUGUACAUAGAUACUUGCUUAAUGAUUUGUUAAACUGUACAUUUAGUUUCUUUUUUUCCCAAGACCAAGUCUCGCUCUGUUGCCCAGGCUGGAGUGCAAUGGCGUAAUCUUGGCUCACCACAACCUCUGCCUCUGGGGUUCAUGCAAUUCUCCUGCCUCCGCCUCUCGAGUAGCUGGGACUACAGGCAUGCGCCACCACGUCCAGCUAAUUUUUGUGUUUUUAGUAGAGACAGGGUUUCAUUAUGUUGGCCAGGCUGGUCUUGCACUCCUGACCUCGUGAUCUGCCUGCCUUGGCCUCCCAAACUGCUGGGAUUACAGGCAUGAGCUACCGCACCGGCCUAAAGUAUAUAUUUAGUUUCUGUGUGCUUUCUUAUAUUAUGUGUUAUAUUUCAUCAAAACAAAACACGUUCAAGCCUUUCACUUUGAACAAUCAACCAAACAUUCUCUCAACCCAACUUCUCCUUAAACCACCAUCCCAUCUUUCUCCUUUCCUCUAGAGCUAGGUUGCUCAAAAUGGUAGUGUAUACUUCAUUAUCUCCACAAGCUUAAUCCCUAUGACUUCUUAAACUCUUACAGUCUACUCCCAUUAAUGCCUAAAACGCACUAAAUCGAGAUCCUCAAUAAUUUCAUCAAAUCCAGGCCGAUCUGAGUCUUCACCAUUCUGGAGCUCUCCAUAGGAUGUGACAUGGUUAACAUCCGGAAAUUUUUUCUUAAAGCCUUCCUUGGCCGGGCGCAGUGGCUCAUGCCUGUAAUCACGAGGAUCACAAGGUCAGGAUUUCGAGACCAGCCUGGCCAACACAGUGAAACCCAGUCUCUACUAAAAAUACACACACACACACACACACACACACACACACACACACACACACACACACACAAUUAGCCAGGCAUGGUGGUGGGUGCCUGUAAUCACAGCUACUCAGGAGGCUGAGGCAGGAGAAUCACUUGAACCUGGGAGGCAGAGGUUGCAGAGCCAAGAUUGCACCAUUGCACCCCAACCUAGGCAACAGUGUGAGACUCCAUCUCAAAAACAAAACAAAACAAAAACAAAACAGCCUUCCUCCUCCUAUGGCUUCUGUGCCUUAACACUACCCUCACCUUUUUCAUACAUCUCUUUGCUUCAUUGCUAACUACAUUCUAUGUUACCUUAGGUAGCCUGUCCCCCAAGUUGCCAGUGAACCUUUUCUUGCUCUAGACUCUUCUCCUACUUCCAGGGCUUCCAAGAUCAGCACUACAUAGUGGAUUCCCAGAGCCCUCUCUCCUGCUUUGACUUUGCUCCCAAGUUCUAGCCCUACAUUGCCAACUGGCUGAUAACUACCUCCAGUGAUUUAAUAUCUCAUCAAUACCUGAAAUUCAACAUGCUCAGAACUGAACCCCACUUUCAAACCAAAUCCUUCUCCUGGAUCCCCUACUUUUGCUUAUGAGGCAUCACUGCAAGACCCCAAAUCUCUGAGUCACCACUGACUCUGAGUCAUCAUCCUCUAUUACUCAUUUCCCAAAUCCUCUGAAAUCCUACAUUCAUCUCCUCCUUCCCAAACACACUGGCAUCACCCUAGCUCUUAUCAUUAUUAGGCUUUAUCAGCACACUAACCUCUUAAAUCAUCUCCUUGCCACAACCUACCUUAAAACUGUAUUUAUGUUAAAUUUUCUAAAGUAUGGCUUUUAUCAUAUCAUUGCUCUGCUCAAAAACCUUUAGGAAUUCUCCACUUACUAAAAAGCGGAACAAUUCUGACUGCCCACCCCAGACCCUCCAGAAUCUGGCUCCAAUGUGCUACAUUAAAACAUAUCUAGCCGGGCGUGGCGGCUCAUGCCUGUAAUCCCAGCACUUUGGGAGGCUGAGGCGGGUGGAUCACCUGAGAUCAGUAGUUCGAGAUCAGUCUGGCCAACAUGGUGAAAUCCCAUCUCUACCAAAAAUACAAAAAUUAGCUGGGCAUGGUGGCGGGCGCUUGUAGUCCCAGCUACUUGAGAGGCUGAGGUAGGAGAAUCGCUUGAAUCCGGGAGGCGGAGGUUGCAGUGAGCCAAGAUCUUGCCAUUGCGCUCCAGUCUGGGUGACAAGAGGAAACUCUGUCUCAAAAAAAAAAAAAAAAAAAAAAAAGUCUACCACUGUUUCCUGAUAUGAACCAUAAAUCUCAGCGAACUAGUCCCCCCAGUGCUCCAAGAACAGAGUCUGCCUCUUCUCCACCUGUCCGCUCCUUAAGGAACUUGCUCUUGGCCCAGCUUGCCAACAUUCUACUAAACCCUAUCAAGCAUGGUCCCUCCUUCCUCUGAAUUCCACAGUGCCUUGCUGGCACCUCUUGAGGCCUUUAGCACAUUCUGCCCCAGGUGAAGUUAUUAAUUGUCUAUUUAUUUAAUCUCCUUCAUGAGGCUAAAAUCAUACCUUACUCAAAUUUGUAUGC